Anoplopoma fimbria (sablefish) is the source of this 2437-nucleotide messenger RNA. It is a transcript of the gene dhx40, whose product is annotated as DEAH (Asp-Glu-Ala-His) box polypeptide 40. Gene Ontology annotation, molecular function: RNA binding. Gene Ontology annotation, cellular component: intracellular anatomical structure. The transcript has 17 exons. The record is from RefSeq and is a predicted model, not a curated record. Bases 159 to 2381 code for a protein of 740 amino acids. Lineage: Eukaryota; Metazoa; Chordata; Actinopteri; Perciformes; Anoplopomatidae.
GCGAGCGUGUCUUCUUGGAAAUAUUUUGUGAAGUUUCAUAUAGAAAUUGGGUACAAACGCCAAAUACACCGUGUUCUGCAUGAUUAACGUCACUAUAUCUUCCGUCUGUUCAGCUCCUGACAUCUGCUGGUUAAACUAUCGUUCACCUGUAGUCAGUUAUGUCCAAAUCAACCAGAUUGGACUCAAAAGAUAAUGAGUCCAAACAUCUGCCCAUCUAUAAGCACAGAGCCGAGCUGGUCCAGGCCGUCAGAGACAGCACUUUCCUGGCUGUCACCGGUGAGACUGGCAGCGGGAAAACCACACAACUUCCAAAGUACCUUCAUCAAGCAGGUUUUUGUAAAGAUGGCAAAAUUGGCAUCACGCAGCCCCGCCGGGUGGCUGCCAUCACCGUGGCCCAGAGGGUUGCCCAGGAGAUGCAGUGCACUCUGGGUAGGGAGGUUGGCUACCAAGUGCGCUUUGAUGACUGCACAUCACAGAGCACGGUGGUGAAGUACAUGACGGACGGCUGUUUGCUCAGAGAGAUCCUAGCAGAUCCUGUGCUCUCUCAGUACAGUGUUGUAAUCUUGGAUGAAGUCCACGAACGCAGCCUCAACACAGAUAUUCUCCUGGGCCUAUUGAAGAAAAUGUUCACCAACUCCGCCAAGGCCGUUAAGGGCAGAUCUUUCCCGUUGAAGGUGGUGGUGAUGUCCGCCACCUUGGAAAGUGAAAAACUUUCAGCCUUUCUCGGCAACUGCGCCGUCUUUGCUAUUCCUGGGAGGACUUUUCCUGUCACCAGCACAUUUGGUUUUGCUGUAGGACCCAAAGACAUAGAGAGCACUGGUUACAUAAAAGAGGUGGUCAAAGUGGCCCUUGAUGUGCACACCAGUGAAAUGGCUGGGGAUAUUCUUGUGUUUUUGACGGGUCAGUCAGAGAUUGAGCGGGCGUGUGACUUGUUGUAUGAAAAAGCUGAGAAUAUAGACUACCGCUAUGAUGUGGAGGACCAAACAGUGGAGGGCCUUCUUAUUUUGCCCCUUUAUGGAUCCAUGCCCACUGAUCAACAGAGGCAGAUCUUUCAGCCUCCCCCUGCAGGGAUAAGGAAGUGUGUCGUGGCCACUAACAUUGCAGCAACAUCUCUCACCAUCAACGGCAUAAAGUACAUCAUAGACAGCGGGUUUGUGAAGCAACUCAACCACAACUCAAGGGUGGGCAUGGACAUCUUGGAGGUGGUGCCUAUCUCAAAGAGCGAGGCUGAGCAGAGAGCAGGCCGAGCUGGAAGAACCUCAGCCGGGAAGUGCUUUCGGAUCUACACCAAGGAGUUCUGGGAGAAGAACAUGCCUGAAUAUACAGUUCCGGAAAUCCAGAGGACAAGUCUGACUGCAGUGGUACUCACACUCAAGUGUCUGGGUGUUCAUGAUGUCAUUAGGUUCCCUUACUUGGACUGUCCAGAGGAAAGGUUUAUUCUUGAGGCUUUAAAACAGCUCUACCAAUUUGAUGCCAUCGACAGGAGAGGAAGAGUGACCAAACUGGGGGAGUUGAUGGUGGAGUUCCCCCUGCACCCAGGCCUUACCAGGGCCUUGCUCAAAGCCGCCUCGCUCGGCUGUGAGGACCUGCUGCUCCCUGUAGCCGCCAUGCUGUCUGUAGAGAACAUUUUCAUCAGGCCGGGCCACCCUGAGAAGCAGAAAGAGGCGGACGAAAAGCACAGGGCGCUGGCUUCCAAGACCGGCAGCAAGAACGACUUUGCCACUCUCCUCAGUGUGUUUCAGUCCUGUAAGUCCAGUGACAGACCGUCAUCGUGGUGUAAAGACAAUUGGAUCCACUGGAGGGCGCUGAAGUCAGCCUUCAGUGUGGAGACUCAGUUGCGAGAGAUCCUCCUCCGCCUCCAGCAGAAGAGAGAUUUCCCUGUAGACACCUUUGAGGGCAAUAAGAGCGAACUCUUCAGAAGAUGCCUGUGCUCAGGAUACUUCACCAAUGUUGCCAGAAGAUCAGUUGGAAAGGUGUUUUGCACAAUGGAUGGCCAUGGAUCCAUGGUUCACAUUCACCCAUCCUCAUCGUUGUUUGACCAGGAGGCUGAGCUGAACUGGAUCAUCUUCCAUGAUGUGCUGGUGACCUCUCGGGUGUACAUCAGGACCGCGUGUCCCAUUCGAUACGAGUGGGUGAAGGACUUAUUGCCUAAACUACAUGAGGUGGACGUCUAUGAGCUGAGCAGUGUGGCACGAGAAGAAGUGACGGAUGAGGAGAUGAUAAAAUGGGAGACCAAGGAAGCAGCCAAAAGACAACCAGAGGUUUCUAAUGAGGAUGUCGUGAAGAAGCUUGAGAAGCGUAACAACGAGACCACUGUCGGCGACGCUCGUGCUCGCUACCUGCAACGAAAGCAACAAAGACAACAAAAUAAAGCUCUUUAACAGAAAGCGCUCGAUUUAGAGGACACGGUCCACGCAAUGUAUCACAAAGGAGCGUU